UAGAACAGUAGCAAUCCCGACUGUAGACACAGAAUGGGCCAUUAGACACUUUCAAAAUAGAGCACUCAUUUAAAUGAUAACCUUGUGAUAACAUGAAUAUUUUAAUUUCUAUUUUUAAUAUCCCAUCCAAAUUGUCGGUUAUCAACUCGACAAACAGACGUGUUACUUAAUUAGUCUUAAUUACUUAAGGAAUAAUGGCUUCGGCCAAUAUCGUUGUCGUGGGUUCUUGCAUGAUCGACUUCACCAGUUAUUGCCCACGCCUGCCCAAGGAGGGAGAAACGAUCCACGGUACCCAAUUUAAAACAGCAUUCGGCGGAAAAGGCGGCAAUCAAUGCGUCGCCGCUGCAAAACUGGGAGGAAAAACUGCAUUAGUAGCUCGACUCGGUGAUGAUACUUGGGGCGGGCAAUACGUUACAAAUCUGAAAGAUCUCAAUGUGGACAGCAGUUUUGUGAAGAUUUCGGCUAAUGUCUCGAGCGGAAUUGCUCAAAUCAAUGUGGAUGAGUCUGGUGCUAAUCAAAUUGUUAUCAUUGCUGGUGCAAAUUCAUACUUGAACGAAGCAGACGUCGAAAAUGCAAAGGAGAUAAUCACGGAGGCUGCUGUGGUAUUGUGUCAAUUGGAAACAAAGUGGGAGGUUGCUGUUAAAACUUUGGAGCUGUGCAAAGGGAUUUCCAUCUUAAAUGGUGCACCUGCCGUUUCCAAAUGCGACGAUCGUUUAUUUUCAUUACCGACAAUAUUUUGUGUCAACGAGCAUGAGGCUUCAAUUUUUGCCGGUGUACCUGUUCGCAAUCUGAGUGAUGCGAAAGUCGCAAUCAAAAUUCUAUUAGGGAAGGGUUGCAAUACUGUAGUACUAACGAUGGGUUCUCAGGGGAGCUGCCUGGCAUCUAAGAAAUCGCCUGAUCCAAUACAUGUUCCUAGUAGGGCCGUGCAGUGUACGGAUUCGACAGGCGCUGGAGAUAGCUUUAUUGGUACUUUGGCAUACCUAUUGGCCAAUCGCAAUGAUAUCAGUUUAGAGAAAUGUGUUGAAAUUUCAAAUUAUGUCGCUGCCGAUAGUGUUACAAGACUAGGUACCCAAUCCAGUUUUGCAGGUCCAGAAAUUCUCAAACAGUACUUCAAUUCAUAUUUGGGUGCAUGACCAGUAGUUAUAUUUUGUGUUGUUUGUACUUAACUUUAUUGUUGUGUGAAUUACAUUUUGACCGAACUUCUGAAUUAUUUAUUAUAAAAAAAGUCUAAUCUUGGUCUUC
This is a messenger RNA of Photinus pyralis (common eastern firefly), 1242 nucleotides long. Its product is annotated as ribokinase-like. The coding region runs from base 195 to 1133 and encodes 312 amino acids. The transcript has 5 exons. Gene Ontology annotation, biological process: D-ribose metabolic process. The record is from RefSeq and is a predicted model, not a curated record. Lineage: Eukaryota; Metazoa; Arthropoda; Insecta; Coleoptera; Lampyridae. Gene Ontology annotation, molecular function: ribokinase activity.